CUUCUGAUCAUAAGUUGCUCAAACUUCGAGAAACAUGGGUCGAGCUCCUUGCUGUGACAAGGCUAACGUCAAGAAAGGACCUUGGUCCCCCGAAGAAGAUGCUAAACUCAAAACUUAUAUCGAAAAGUAUGGAACUGGAGGCAACUGGAUCGCUCUUCCUCAAAAAAUUGGGCUCAAGAGAUGUGGAAAGAGUUGCAGACUGAGAUGGUUAAAUUAUCUAAGGCCUAAUAUCAAGCAUGGUGGGUUUACUGAAGAAGAAGACAACAUCAUCUGUAGCCUUUACAUUAGCAUCGGAAGCAGGUGGUCCAUAAUCGCAGCACAGCUACCGGGAAGGACAGACAAUGACAUAAAGAACUACUGGAACACCAGAUUGAAGAAGAAGUUACUGGGAAGGAGAAAACAAUCGUCUAGUUUCAAUAAUCCACGAGACAGAAACGGAUCAGGAAACGAACCAGAUGAUUCAAAUGCUCUAAGCAACUCGGCUCUUGAACGCCUUCAACUUCAUAUGCAACUUCAAGGCCUCCAUCAAAACCAAAACUCUUUCUCUAAUUUCUACAACAAUCCUGCACUGUGGCCCACCACUAAGCUCCAUCAUCUGAUGAAUUGUAACAAUAAAAACCCUGAUCACCAGUCAACAAAGCAGCAGCAAUUCUACAAACCCACUGUUCCAUCCAGUACGGAUGAUACAUCUCUUCAACAAGAACAUGAAAAGAUCAAUAGUUCUUCACAGGUUGACAUGUCAUCGGUUCCUUUCAUGGCCUCGGGGAUUGAUCAAAUGGACUCUAAUAGUAUGGCAACGGUGAGACUGCAAGAGGGAGUUCAUCAGCAGCAACCUAAUAAUGUGGAGAAUCAGCAAGUUUCCGCACUUCAAGCCGAGUUGCAUGAGAUUCUCAGCAAUAAUAACAACAGAUCAAUGAGCUACAAUAUGCCACAGGAUCAAGAUCAGAUGGCUGAUUUUGAUUGUUUUGCAGAGAUGAACUCGAAUGAUUCGAAGGACAGCUUGAUGAAUAUGUGGUGGUCCAAUGAUUUGAUGGCCAAAUCAGCAUCUUCCAGCUCUUGGUGUUCAAGUACAAGCACAAGUACUCCUGUUCUUCAGCCAGAAGGGAUGUUUCAAGAUAAUUAUGAACUCGUGGCCGGUUAUAGUUUGUAGUCACUACUACGGUAUAUAACUAUAUGUACAUGUGGUAAUUUUAUGUGUCAGUUCAUUCGUCAUAAUAUGGGGGGAAAAGAAGAAUAUAUCCAUCAGUGGGGUGUGUGUCUUGUAAACAUAGUCGUGAAUAUUUAAUAACGUAAAAGUUGUAAAUCAUCACUGUUUGAGUGUUUGUAGAAACUCGUGUUGUGAA
Messenger RNA from Neltuma alba, 1343 nucleotides. Its product is annotated as transcription factor MYB36-like. The record is from RefSeq and is a predicted model, not a curated record. Bases 35 to 1150 code for a protein of 371 amino acids. NCBI's taxonomy places the organism in Eukaryota, Viridiplantae, Streptophyta, Magnoliopsida, Fabales, Fabaceae. The transcript has 3 exons.